Molecule: messenger RNA, 903 nt
Organism: Musca vetustissima
Lineage: Eukaryota; Metazoa; Arthropoda; Insecta; Diptera; Muscidae
Gene: SP555
Product: SPRY domain-containing SOCS box protein 3
Exons: 2
Coding region: 1-903 (300 amino acids)
Biological process (GO): proteasome-mediated ubiquitin-dependent protein catabolic process
Cellular component (GO): SCF ubiquitin ligase complex
Molecular function (GO): protein binding
Source: RefSeq, a predicted model, not a curated record
AUGACAUCAAGUGAUAGCAGUAGUACCAGUACCAGCGGAGGUAGUGUCAGUGGUGGUGCUGGUGGGGGUGGCAAUGUUUCCACCUGCUCCACCGCCACUUCACCCUACUUGUCAUCAUGCCGCUAUCGCAAACGUUCGGUGCGUAGUAGCAACAGCAGCAACAACAACGGCAAAAAAGUCACCAUACCUCUCGAACAUGGUUGUGAAGAUAAUUGGACCUGGAGUCGGCGACAUCGUUCCAAAGAAAUUGUACUAAUCGAUCAAAAUGAUCGUACCGUAUAUUUUCAUCCGAAUUGGAGUAAAGGUACUGCGGGAGUUCAAGGUAAACGUCCCCUGAACAAUGGUCGUUUCUAUUGGGAACUGCAUGUAUCACAGCGUAUUUUUGGCACCAGUAUAAUGUUCGGAAUUGGUACACGAAAGGCACGGCUGCAUGCGAAUUCUUUUCGGAAUCUAUUGGGUGAAGAUGAACACGGUUGGGGUCUGUCGCAUAAAGGUGUCCUAUGGCAUAAGGGCGUAGCUCUAAUGUAUACGGACCCUUUCAAGGAGAAUAAAGCCACCGUGGUGGGUAUUCUAUUCGACGGGAUUGAGGGUACCCUGACCUAUUACAAGGAUGGCAAAUGUUUGGGUGUGGCAUUCCGCGGAUUAGAUAAGAUCAAAGAACCCCUUUACCCCAUUGUAUGCUCAACGGCGGCCAAAACCGAAAUGACCCUUAAGAAUACACAAAGCGAUAUUGGUCGCCUACAAGAUCGAUGUCGUGCCGAAGUUAUGAAACACAUUAAAUCACGAGAUGAUCUCAGUAAACUAAAAUUACCAUCGAUUAUAACGAACUAUUUGAGUGAAGCCUAUAACGAUCAUGUGCCACUGCGGCAAAUCGAUAAUUACGAUAUGUUGUUUGAUUUUUAA